AUGGUUUCGCUAGACACCCUGACCACCACAGAGAAGGGGGCAAACCCCACCAGCGCAAAUGGCCAAGCCGCGGCCGACGGCGCCGGCGUUUUAUACGCGGCUGAGUCCAACGGGACUCAGAUGGAGAUCGACGCUUCUAGAAGGAGGAGAAUGACUAUGCUGCCCCUGGAAGUGGGGACACGCGUCUUGUGCAGAUGGCGGGACGGGAAGUACCAUCCCGUCAAGGUCAUCGAGCGUCGCAAACUCCCCGGCGGCGGAGGCAACGAUUACGAGUACUAUGUUCACUAUAAUGAAUUCAACAGGAGACUUGAUGAAUGGGUAAAACUUGAACAGCUUGAUCUUGACUCUGUAGAAACUGUCGUGGACGAAAAGGUCGAGGACAAGGUAACAAGCUUGAAGAUGACACGCCACCAAAAGCGGAAGAUUGAUGAGACACAUGUAGAGGGCCAUGAGGAGCUUGAUGCUGCAAGCUUGCGUGAGCAUGAAGAAUUUACAAAAGUUAAAAAUAUUGCAACGAUAGAACUUGGAAGAUAUGAGAUUGAGACGUGGUACUUCUCCCCCUUUCCACCAGAAUACAAUGACUGUACCAAGCUGUUCUUUUGUGAAUUUUGCCUCAAUUUCAUGAAGCGCAAAGAACAGCUUCAGAGGCAUAUGAAGAAAUGUGAUCUCAAGCAUCCUCCCGGUGACGAGAUAUACCGAAGCGGCACUUUGUCAAUGUUUGAGGUUGAUGGCAAAAAGAACAAGGUUUAUGGCCAGAAUCUUUGCUAUCUGGCUAAAUUGUUUCUUGACCACAAGACCCUGUACUAUGAUGUUGAUCUAUUUCUAUUUUAUAUACUGUGCGAAUGUGAUGAUCGAGGAUGUCACAUGGUUGGCUACUUCUCCAAGGAAAAGCAUUCUGAGGAGUCCUAUAAUUUAGCCUGUAUUCUUACUCUUCCUCCUUAUCAGAGAAAAGGCUAUGGAAAAUUCCUAAUUGCAUUUUCAUAUGAGCUUUCAAAGAAGGAAGGUAAAGUUGGAACACCAGAAAGACCCCUUUCCGACCUUGGUCUUUUGAGCUACCGAGGAUACUGGACACGCGUACUUCUAGAUAUUCUGAAAAAGCACAAGGGCAACAUCUCUAUUAAGGAGCUCAGUGACAUGACGGCAAUCAAGGCAGAGGAUAUUCUGACAACCCUUCAGAGCUUAGAGUUGAUCCAGUACCGUAAGGGGCAGCACGUGAUUUGUGCUGAUCCUAAGGUGUUGGACCGUCAUCUGAAAGCUGCAGGCCGAGGUGGUCUUGAUGUUGAUAAAAUCUAUCAGAGGAACAAAUCUUCUGGUGUUAGUUCUAGGUAUAGGUCUAGGAUGUCUUUAACUAGUUAUAUGGAUGUUGAUUACUAUAAAAGCAGCGAUGUAUGGAGAAUUUUACAGUAUUACAGAGUUUCUACUGUGAGGCUGAAUUUAUCAUUUGAUGUUGGAUUGGCAAUUUAUAAGCAAUUACAACAUGCAUUGGCAGAAGCCAUAAGGAAUUUUGAUAAACAAAAACCUGUAGAAUUUGGAUACAAAUGGGAGCCUAAAUAUAGAAAAAGUCCUUCCAGCAGUAACAUUCCUGUCAUCCCUUAA
Molecule: messenger RNA, 1596 nt
Organism: Fraxinus pennsylvanica
Lineage: Eukaryota; Viridiplantae; Streptophyta; Magnoliopsida; Lamiales; Oleaceae
Source: the annotation of a GenBank genome assembly